This is a messenger RNA of Tetrahymena thermophila SB210, 1323 nucleotides long. Its product is annotated as transmembrane protein, putative. The record is from RefSeq and is a predicted model, not a curated record. Lineage: Eukaryota; Ciliophora; Oligohymenophorea; Hymenostomatida; Tetrahymenidae. The transcript has a single exon.
AUGGAGGUUACACUUAAAGUUAAUUUUAUUCUUGAUUUAAUUUUUCUUAUUCCUAUUCAUUUUUUACAUCAAAUUAUUCAUUUAUAGGUGGAAUUUUAUUUUAAUUUAAGUAUUUUGGAAUAUUUUAUUAAUUUUGCAUUUCUUUUGUUUGUGCUGACUGUUGAUCUAGGUAUUUUGGCUUUGUUAAAUUAUUUUAUUAUUGCAUUUUUUAUCUAAGAUUUUUAUUUUAAAACAGAGUGUAGGCUUUUAAAGUUGAUUCUUUUAAAUUGUUACUAUUUAUUUUUUAUUCCUUUUCAUUCUUAUUAAGAAGCAUUUCGUUAUUAGGUAUCAAUGUGUUAAAUUAAAAGCUUUACGAAAGAUUAAUAUUUUUUAGGGUUUACAAAAAGCUAGUAUUUUUAUUUUUUAACUUAUCUUAUUACUGGCUUGUUAUUUUUUAUAUGCCAUUAAAAUUCUACAUUUACUAAAAGGUAUUAACAUCUUUAGAUUAUAAAUAUUAGGUAUUUUAUAAGGGAUUUUUACUUUCAUUUGUAGACUCUUCAGUUUGCAUUUUUUAAUUUAAUGUAUUUGAUUUUAAUAAAAAUUUUAAUUUGGCUUAUUUAUUUAUUUACUGUAAAAAAUGUUUAUCAUGAUUUUUUUCCUUUGAAUUAAGGAGCGAUUUUGAUGAUAUUGAUCUUUUUUUAGGGGAAAACUUUUCUUAGCCAUCAAUACCGUUAUUUGAGACAAUUGAUUAAGAUCCAUAUUAUUUUUAUAAUAUUUGUUAAGGAUCCUAAUUAUUAUCAUUAUAUCCUGAUUGAUUUAUAUUUAAAUUAGUAUAAUCACUGUUUACUCUGUUUAGCCUUUACUAUUAGAUGCUUUCAAAAGAUUUCUAUCUUCUCUUUAUGUUAAAGUCACUUAAUUUUUUUUAUAUUUAUUAUUUACGGUGAACUGGAUCUAUUGGUUUAUAAUUAAUAAUAAAAUCUAAAAGUGAUGAGUGAUUUUUGUUUUUAUCGAUAGCAUUUGAGUCGAUUUUUUCCAAGAUAUUCUGAUUUUCUUAUUGUUUCUUUAGAUUUGUUUUUUCUUUAAUUUUUUUGGAUACUUUUUCAGUCAUUUCUUUAUCAAUAUUACAGAAUUUUUUUGAAAGUUUGUAAAUAUAUUUGUAGCUAGUGCUCAUUUCAUCAAUCAUCAUAGUGCUUUUAUCUAAAUAGUCACCCAUUUAAACAUUUUGCUUCUUAACCUUCACAAAAGAAUAAUUUGAAAAGUUUAACUUUUUCAAAGUGUAAAAAUCACUCUCACUUAAUACUCUACUCAAAUGAUUAUUUCUCUUUUAUUAAUUUUCACAUAUGA